AUGCUGCCCCAUCUCGAGCCGAGGAGGCAAUCUCGACAGGAGACUCGAUCAUCCGGCUCAUCACACGAACGAGGAAGCUCCGCGCCUCCUCCAUGGAACGAUAGCCCUUGGGACGCUGAACCAGACCCUUUGGGAAGCUCUGCCCUGCCACGUCAACGGCCACGAGCGCCCACGGCAAACGCUCCGGACUACUGGAAGGCUUUGCCUGAAGUCCCCUCACGUUUCCGACUAGGGGAAGAUGAGCUGCCGUGGUCAGUUUCGUCAUGGCCUGGCGAGUAUGGAAUGCCCGAUGAAACAGAAGUCGACGACUACUCUUCGGAACUGUCAAUGAAGUUCCGUAAUGUUGCUGUCACCAACGUCGCGCCGAGUUCUCGAACUCCUCGCGAAAGGGAGGACCCCGAAAGACGGUACGAGCUGGAGGCACUUUCCGCGGCUAUGAUGACGGUCGACAAUGGUUUCGAGGACCAAUGGUGGUACCAGGGUGAAAGACAGCAGACGACGCCCCUGGCCGGGGAGCUGUUCACUUCCUCUGCAUAUGCGUCUGCUACGGCAACCGCAGAGGCUGUACCCCAUACGCCAAUACAGACAAAUGACAGAGAGUCGAUGGGUUGGACAGUUGGCCAUGACGACCCUCACAUGAGCUUGAUGAGUGCAACGGCAUACAACCCGAGCGUUUUGGUUUCUCCCAUGACGGAGUAUGCAAGCCCCCGCCUACAUCGAUCUAUGACUACGAGGUCUGAGGAGCUCUUUCUUUGCAACUGA
This is a messenger RNA of Colletotrichum karsti, 762 nucleotides long. RefSeq lists its product as uncharacterized. The record is from RefSeq and is a predicted model, not a curated record. NCBI's taxonomy places the organism in Eukaryota, Fungi, Ascomycota, Sordariomycetes, Glomerellales, Glomerellaceae. The coding region runs from base 1 to 762 and encodes 253 amino acids. The transcript has a single exon.